This is a messenger RNA of Closterium sp. Yama58-4, 549 nucleotides long. Lineage: Eukaryota; Viridiplantae; Streptophyta; Zygnematophyceae; Desmidiales; Closteriaceae. The record is from the annotation of a GenBank genome assembly.
AUGGGCCAGUUGGAAACAAUUAUCGGGUCGGUGGUUGUAGCAAGUACGGCAUUCGCAUCUUACGUUCUUAUGAUGGUGGCCGAGCACACCAAGCCCCAUAUACCAGAGGAUUGCACCUCCACGCCUGCCGCCUGCGGCGUUUCCCCAGGUCCAACAGUGGGCCUUGGGAUUGCCGCCAUAGUCUGCUGCUUUCUAGCAGCUUGCUUCGCCCAGGUGGCCGUUCGUGGGCCCCACAAGGCAUAUCUAUCGAUGAGCAAGGCGUUUGUGAAGCACCACCGGUGGGGGGUCUCCAUCUGGUACUGCCUAGCGUGGUGCUUCACGCUUGUACCGGUGUGCUACAGCUCAUAUCUAGUCUGGGAGCAAUCAACAGGCAGUGGGGCAGUCCCAGUUGGGCUGUUUGCGGGCAUGGGGCUCAUAAUGCUGUGUUCAGGAGUGCUGUGGGUGGGCUUCGUAGCCAUGAACUUCAACGCCGAUAGGCUCAUUCUCAGCGGGAUAGUGGAGGACGAGGAUGAGGAUUUUACCAUGUUCUUCCCGCCACGAGCUCAGUAG